Molecule: messenger RNA, 2358 nt
Organism: Plasmodium gonderi
Lineage: Eukaryota; Apicomplexa; Aconoidasida; Haemosporida; Plasmodiidae
Product: dynein light intermediate chain 2
Exons: 1
Coding region: 1-2358 (785 amino acids)
Biological process (GO): microtubule-based movement; microtubule cytoskeleton organization
Cellular component (GO): centrosome; cytoplasmic dynein complex
Molecular function (GO): dynein heavy chain binding
Source: RefSeq, a predicted model, not a curated record
AUGAAGCGAGAAAACAAAAAUUUGUCAAAUGCAUCAAUGAACAUUUUGAAAAAAAGCAACACUACAACUAAACAAGGGGGACUGAAAGGUAGCACGAAAUUUAGAGAAACAUAUAAAGAAAAAUGGAGCGUAAAGGUUGAAAAAGAUAAUGCUAUAACUUCCAGGAAAAGUAGCGUAAAUCUGAUAAAAGAAAGUGUCAUAAAGGUUGUCCCAAAUGGAAAGAUGAAUGAAGAAGAAAGUGGUGUAGGAGUAAAAAACAAAAUUGAGGCUAAUAAGAAAAAUGCGGAAAAAAGUAAUGUCAGUGGGAAAUUUAAUCGAGGUAAUGAUAAAGCUUAUAGCAAAGCAUAUGAUGAGAAUAAAAAUGUUAAGCAAGAGGGAAGGACAGACAGAGCAGACAAAAAAGAUAGGAAAGACAGGACAGAAAGCACUGAACUUAAUGCUGAGGAGGAAAAGGAUGAUAAAGAAGCAAAUAACGCAGAGAAAAAGGAAGAAAGAAAUGGGGAAAUCAACUUGACAAGGCGCGAAUCGCAAAUUAACCAAGAGGUAUCGGUUGCAGUAAUGCACACAGAAGAUUUCAAACGUGGUUUUGAAAAUGAAAAUGGAGAGAAAGAGGGUAUCGACGAAAAAGUUGAUAAGCAAGCACAGAAAGACACGGAGAAAAAUGGAAUUGAAGACGAAGAUUUAGAUUCGUUUAUGCAACCGUUUGCAAACGAACUUGUGGAAAAUUACCAGCAAUAUAACACUAGCGAAGAAAGUGAAUACUUACAGGGGGAAAGGGAAUAUAACGAAGAUAACAGCGAUGAUCUGAACUAUGAAAAUAAUGAUGAUGAUGAAGAGGAAGGAGAAAUAGACAAAAGAAAAUACAAAGAAGGAGAUGAUGCACAUGAAAAAAGUAGCAUAUAUCAGAAUAUACUAAAAAAAUUAAACAUGGGAAAAAAUGAAGAGAUAGAAAAUAGUCACAUCAUAAUACUUGGCAAUAAGGAUGUUGGGAAAUCUUGCUUAGUAAAAUCGCUACAAGAAAUUCCAUUACAUGGUAAUAAGGAAGGUGGUGAAGUAAUAUACCAAAACGGAGGUAGAGUAUUACCAUUAGAUUAUGCAUGCUUAGAUGUAAAAAAUUUAGAUGAAAAAAGAAAAAUGAAUGAUAUGAAAAGAAACAGCCACAUUUGGAUAUUAGAGCAUUCUUCUUAUGUCAGCUCAUUAAUUAAAAAUUUAAAAAAGUUUCAGAAUAUCAAAAAAAUAGUUGUUUUAGUAUGCACAGAUUUGUAUAAGCCUUAUAAUAUUAUGUCUGACAUAAAUCACUGGAUCGAGGUUCUUUAUGUUCUAUUUGAGAAGUUGCAUUCUGAUUACAACUUAGACGUAUUACAUGAAUUAAAGGUUAACUUACAGAAUUAUGUAUAUAACUAUAAAAAAGAAGCAUUUGAAAAGAAAAAAAAUAAGAAUCAGAAGGCAGAUACAAACUCCAAGGAUGAUGGGAAAACAGGAAAUGGAGAUGACACCAUAGAUAAAAACAGUUUAUAUGACAUAAACAGUGAUGAUGAAAUGUUUAAAGUAAAGAAGGAAGAAUUAAUCAAAAUUAACCUGUCCUUUCCAAUAUUCUUUAUUAUCUGCAAAUCGGAUGGAUACGAAAUCUUAAACAAUAGAACAUAUCAAGGAUACAUCGAUGUUAUCAUUGCAUAUUUGAGAAAUUUAGCUGUUAAUUAUCAAGCAGCUAUAAUUUUUUGCAACACAGUAAAUAAAAAGGAACCAAAAAAUGUGGAACUUCUGUACAGAUACAUAAUGCAUCGACUUUACAAUUUUCCUUUUAACGAAAAUGCUAUUUUGGAUGAUUAUGAUAAAAUAUUUAUACCAUCAGGUUAUGAUAACAUGGAUUUAAUAAAUGAAUCCAUACAGAAUACAUUCGUUCAGAAUUUUAACAAACCUUAUGAUUCCAUAAUCAUUAAACCAAUAUCAAAUAGGAGCAUAGUGGAACAUAGCCAGAAUGUUGUGGUGGAUAAUUAUUUUAACGAUUUUUUAGCUAGCUUAGGGUCUGAUGUAAAUACGAACCCAGGGGAUGGAGCUGAAGACGACGAUGUUGAUGAUUAUAAUGACAAUGGUGAUAGCACUCGUAGUAACAAUCGUGAUGGUAACAAUGGUGAAGGCAAAAACAUGGGAGAUAAAAAAAUAAAUGUCACCCUGAAAGAAAGUAGAACUAUCGUAGACAAAGAAAGUAACAACGAGAACAAUGCGAGUAGAGAUAAAAAUGAUAAAUCUUUACACAGUUUUUUUCAAAGUCUUUUAGCAAAAGGAAGGUCCAAGUCACCAAGUGCACCAAACAUCCCACUUCGGACGCUAGACAAGAAAAAAAACAUGAAUCUGUAA